AUAAUAAUGAUAAAAAUAAAAGUGUGGAGUGUAUGAAUCUUAGUUUGUUCUUGUUAUACCAAAGAUGAUGAAGAUGCCUUCUUUUCUUCAUUAUUCCUUGCCUCCUCCUCGUUCAUUCUUCUACUUUUGCUUGCUUCUUCUUCUUCCUCUUUUGCUCUUGCUACUACUCUUUGUAGCACCCUCUUCUUCAUCAUCAUCACAAGACAAUAAUAAUAAUAAGGUAACAUUGUCACUAUACUAUGAGAGUCUAUGUCCCUUUUGUGGUGACUUCAUAGUCAACCAUCUUGUCAAGCUCUUCCAAACAGAUCUUAUCAACAUUGUUAAUCUCAGAUUGGUGCCUUGGGGUAAUGCUUGGCUUGCACCUGAUGGCACUUUUCUUUGUCAGCAUGGAAAUGAUGAAUGCUUUCUGAAUACAAUUGAGGCCUGUGCUGUUACAGUAUACCCUAAUGUGGCACAACAUUUUAGAUUUAUACACUGCAUAGAGAAUCUGACCUUAGAGGGAAGGCAAAACCAAUGGGUUAAUUGCUUCCAAAUCACUGGAUUGGCCAAAUUACCCUUGGACUGUUAUACAAAUGGCAAUGGCAAAAAUAUUGAACAAAAGUUUGCUCAGGAAACUACUCAGCUUAAUCCACCCCAUAGAUUUGUUCCAUGGGUAGUUGUCAACAAUCAAGCACUUCAAGAGGACUACCCUAAUUUUGUGAAGUAUAUUUGCAAGGCUUACAAGGGCAAGUCAAAACCAGAUGGUUGUAGAUCACUUUCAACAAGAACUUAUGAUAUGAUGAAGGAUGGAAACAAUUCAUUUCAAAAACCGGUUUGUUAUGUAGGUCAUGUGAAAAAUCUGACACUACCAUAGUGACUGCUCAAAAGACCAAGCAGUAAAUAAAUCUCCAUGAAAGUGAUGUUGGAAUUUUGGUUUGAUUUAUGUACUUCUUAUACAAGA
Molecule: messenger RNA, 940 nt
Organism: Arachis stenosperma
Lineage: Eukaryota; Viridiplantae; Streptophyta; Magnoliopsida; Fabales; Fabaceae
Product: gamma-interferon-responsive lysosomal thiol protein-like
Exons: 5
Coding region: 65-853 (262 amino acids)
Molecular function (GO): oxidoreductase activity, acting on a sulfur group of donors, disulfide as acceptor
Source: RefSeq, a predicted model, not a curated record